Molecule: messenger RNA, 825 nt
Organism: Spinacia oleracea (spinach)
Lineage: Eukaryota; Viridiplantae; Streptophyta; Magnoliopsida; Caryophyllales; Amaranthaceae
Product: VQ motif-containing protein 31-like
Exons: 1
Coding region: 1-558 (185 amino acids)
Source: RefSeq, a predicted model, not a curated record
AUGGAGAUGUCAGGAAAAAAGACUGUGAAUGAGCCGAAAGCAUUAACAACGUUUGUACAAGCCGACACCACGACUUUCAAGGACGUUGUCCAACGCCUUACAGGCUCAUCAGAUGCAGCAGCAGCAGCAGCAGCAGCAGUACAUGAAGUAACAGCUGCAAAAGGUAACAUUGGUGUUAAAAGACCAGAGUUUAAGCUCCAUGAAAGGAGACAGUACAAAGCCAAAUUGGAGAUAAUCAAACCACCUUUGAAUAUAAAGCAUGGACAGCAACAUUUUCAGGAGCAUAGAUUCUCACCCUCUUCGUCAGGGAACAGAGUUCGGCAAAAAAGCCCAAUGACUACCCCAACCAAGAUUUUCUCAAGCUUAUCUUUAGCUGAAAGAGGUAGCAGCAGAGGUGAACCAGCAGCUUCUGAACUGAACACACAAGAAGAAGAGAAAGCUAUUAGAGAGAGACGAUUCUAUCUACAUCCUUCUCCGAGAUCAAAACCUGGGUUUAAUGAACCUGAGUUACUCACCCUGUUUCCUCUAACAUCUCCUAAAACAGGUGAAGAGUCCUGAAUUUCUAAGGAGAAUAGUAACUGCUUGUAUUAUUAUGGAAGAAGAAGAGUGUGAAAAGGAGGAUUGCUAACAUUCUUUCCUGGAAGAAGACUCAUUAACAUCUUUCUUAAUUAGCCAGAACGUAUAGAUGUUCCUACAGUUAGCUAAUUGAUUGAAGCAGAUGGUGAAAACAAUUUGUAACUAGCUGCUUAACCUAACUCCAUGUAAUCACAAAGUAUUGUACAUGAGAGUGAAAUUUUAUUACAUUCGAUGAAUAUCUAUUCUACU